This is a messenger RNA of Dufourea novaeangliae, 6153 nucleotides long. It is a transcript of the gene N, whose product is annotated as neurogenic locus Notch protein. The coding region runs from base 1 to 6018 and encodes 2005 amino acids. The transcript is spliced from 7 exons. Gene Ontology annotation, molecular function: protein binding; calcium ion binding. The record is from RefSeq and is a predicted model, not a curated record. Gene Ontology annotation, cellular component: plasma membrane; protein-containing complex. Gene Ontology annotation, biological process: multicellular organism development; cell differentiation; Notch signaling pathway. Lineage: Eukaryota; Metazoa; Arthropoda; Insecta; Hymenoptera; Halictidae.
AUGGGAUUCACGGGUACACAGUGCGAGAUCGACAUAGACGAGUGCGCCGCCAAACCAUGUCUGAACGGAGGCGUCUGCACCGACCUGAUAAACUCGUUCAAAUGCACUUGCGCGAACGGUUUCGCCGGUUCUCACUGCCAGAUCAACAUAGACGACUGCGCGUCAUCGCCGUGCAAAAACGGCGGUAUUUGUCAGGACUCCAUAGCGAAAUACACAUGCGAUUGUCCGCCAGGGUUCACCGGUGCAUCGUGCGAAACGAACAUCAACGACUGCCAAUCGAACCCGUGCCACAGCGGCACCUGCAUCGACGGGGAGAACAGCUUCAGUUGCAACUGUUUCCCAGGAUUCACCGGGAAACUCUGUCAGAUCCAGAUCGACGAAUGCGAGAGCAAUCCUUGCCAGUUCGGCGGUCGCUGCGAGGAUCGUAUAAACGGUUACCUGUGCAUCUGCAGGCCUGGAACAUCGGGGAUGAACUGCGAGGUGAACGUGAACGAGUGUUACAGCAACCCGUGCAGAAACGGGGCGAGAUGUAUCGACGGUAUCAACAGGUAUUCGUGCGAGUGCGAGCCAGGUUUCACCGGUCAGCACUGCGAGACCGACAUAAACGAGUGCGCGAGCAAUCCAUGCGCGAACGGCGGACGUUGUAUAGAUCUGAUAAACGGAUUCCGUUGCGAGUGCCCACGCGGCUAUUACGACGCUAGGUGUCUCAGCGACGUCGACGAGUGCGCGAGCAAUCCGUGCGUGAACGGCGGCACCUGCGAGGACGGUGUCAACCAGUUCAUCUGCCAUUGUCUGCCUGGUUACGGCGGGAAAAGAUGCGAGGCGAACAUCGACGAGUGCGGCUCGAAUCCCUGCCAGCACGGCGGCACGUGCAAGGAUCAUCUGAACGGUUACACAUGCGAGUGUCUGGCCGGUUACGCGGGGACCAAUUGCGAAACGAACAUCGACGACUGCGCGAACAAUCCCUGCCAGAACGGUGGAUCCUGCAUCGAUCUCGUCAACGACUACAAAUGCGUCUGCGAGCUUCCACACACCGGACGGAACUGCGAGGACAAGCUGGACCCUUGCUCGCCUAACAAAUGUUUACAUGGCGCCAAAUGUUCACCGUCCUCGAACUUCCUGGAUUUCGCCUGCACCUGCACGGUUGGGUACACCGGUAGACUGUGCGACGAAGAUGUAGACGAGUGUGUGAUGACGUCUCCUUGCAGAAACGGAGCUACUUGUAGGAACACUAAUGGAUCGUAUCAGUGCCUUUGCGCGAAGGGUUAUGAAGGCCGUGACUGUAUCAUCAACACGGAUGAUUGCGCUUCCUUCCCCUGUCAAAAUGGCGGUACCUGUUUAGACGGCAUCGGCGACUACACUUGCCUCUGCGUGGAUGGUUUCAGCGGCAAACACUGCGAAAUCGACGUGGACGAGUGUCUGUCCCAGCCGUGUCAAAAUGGCGCCGUUUGCAAGGAAUACGUAAAUUCUUACACCUGCCAGUGUCAGCUCGGCUUCUCGGGUAUAAAUUGUCAGACGAACGACGAGGAUUGCACGGACAGCAGUUGCAUGAACGGUGGCAAGUGCAUCGACGGUAUCAACAAUUACACCUGCGUCUGCGAGCCUGGUUACACUGGCUCGAACUGUCAGUACCGUAUCAACGAGUGCGAUAGUUCCCCUUGCUCGAACGGCGCCACCUGUCACGAUCACGUUCAGUAUUACACUUGUCAUUGUCCAUACGGUUACACUGGGACUAGAUGCGAUCACUAUGUUGACUGGUGCGCGGACAAUCCCUGCGAGAACCAAGCUACCUGCGUCCAACACAAGAACAAAUAUCACUGCAAUUGUUCUCCAGGAUGGACCGGUAAAGUCUGCGACGUUGAAAUGGUCUCGUGCAAAGACGCGGCUAUCAGAAAGGGAGUUUCCGAGAAGAAUCUUUGUAACAACGGUACCUGCGAGGAUAUCGGUAACAGCCAUCGUUGUCACUGUCUGGAGGGAUACACAGGAUCCUACUGUCAAGAGGAAGUCGACGAGUGUGACUCUGCUCCCUGCCAGAACGGUGCCACGUGCAAGGACUUGGUUGGGUCUUAUCAAUGUCAAUGCACUAAAGGCUUCCAGGGUCAGAACUGCGAACUUAAUGUGGACGAUUGUAGACCUAAUCCUUGUCAGAACGGUGGCACUUGUCACGACCUGAUCAGUAACUUCAGCUGUUCAUGUCCUCCUGGUACUCUCGGUUUCAUUUGUGAAUUGAACGUUGACGAUUGUGCCAUCGGUACUUGUCACAAUAAUGGUACCUGCACAGACAAGGUCGGAGGGUUCGAAUGUAAAUGUCCGCCAGGUUUCGUUGGACCAAGAUGCGAGGGUGAUAUCAACGAAUGUUUGUCCAAUCCGUGUACCUCGCCGGGAACACAAGAUUGCGUGCAGUUGAUCAACAACUAUCACUGCAACUGCAAACCCGGUUACAUGGGACGCCACUGUGAAGUCAAGGUGAACUUCUGCGACAGCUCACCUUGUCAGAACGGUGGAGUUUGCACGGCUAAACAGGCUGGGCAUACCUGCCUCUGCCCCAGCGAUUAUUAUGGUAACAACUGCGAGUUCGCUGGUUCUUAUUGCGACAGAGAGCCUUGCUUAAAUGGCGGCACGUGUAGAGUGGCUGAGACUGAAGUCGGUUAUAGAUGUUACUGUCCACCUGGUACAACUGGAACCCACUGCGAGAUCGACGCGAGGGAUGAAUGUGCAAGUAAUCCGUGUCAACAGUCGAACGCUGUCUGCAAGAAUCUCCUCGGCGAUUACGCUUGCGAUUGCCCUCCCAAAUGGACCGGGAAGAACUGUGAAAUUUAUGAUUCGAACUACGGAGGCGGUAUUUUCGGCAGGGCAAACACAAAUGUACCGAAGACCAUGAACGCGUACGACCUCGAUUUGGAACUGGAAAGAAAGAAGUGCAUUGAAAACAGAUGCGAAGAGAAAUCUGGAAACCAUCAUUGCGACGAAGAGUGUAACAGAUACGCCUGCAACUUCGAUGGAAACGAUUGUUCCUUGGGCAUCAAUCCGUGGAGGAAUUGCACAGCUCCGAUCAACUGCUGGGACGUGUUCAUGAACGAUGUCUGCGACGAAGUUUGCAACAAUGCUCAAUGUCUGUUCGACGGAAGGGAUUGUGAAAGGAAACUCGCACCUUGCAACCCCAUCUACGACGCCUAUUGUCGUAAACACUACGCCAACGGACACUGUGACUAUGGUUGCAACAAUGAGGAGUGUAACUGGGACGGUCUUGAUUGCGACAGAGAACCACCAUCGUUGGCAGAAGGUGUGAUUUCAGUGGUAGUCAGAAUGGAUAUGCAGACCUUCAGAUCCAACGUGGUAGCUUUCCUAAGAGAUAUUGGUCACGAACUUCGUACCACCUUAAGAGUUAAGCAAGACGAGCUUGGCAACGACAUGAUUUAUCCCUGGAAGAGGGAAAGGGAGCCCAGUCUACAAACUAACUUCUUCGGUCGACCAACCACAAUCUACACCAAUAGUCAGAAUGGAGUGAUCGCCUAUUUGGAGAUCGAUAACAGAAAAUGUACGGUCACCCAAGGAGCGGUAUGUUUUCCUUCAGCCAACGAGGCGGCAGAAUAUCUAGCAGCCACCGCAUCCAAGCAUUCUCUGUCAAGAAACUUCCCUAUCGAGCAAGUCCGGGGUGUCGUGGGGCCGCAGGGUCCAGAGUACCCAGACACACCAACGAACUACAAGUACGUCUUUAUCGGUGUUGUCAUUGUGGUACUUGGCGGAAUGCUGGUUGGUGUAUUGGUCACUGCGCAGAGGAAACGUGCAGUAGGUGUAACAUGGUUCCCCGACGGGUUCCUUCGCACCAGCAGCGGAAGCGGACAACGUCGCAGAUCUCGAAGAAGAGGUCCGGAUGGUCAAGAAAUGAGGAACCUGAACAAACAGCCGUCAGUGAACUGCAUGGAUUUAGAUGUAGGAAACGGUCGAGCUCAACAGUGGUCGGACGACGAGUCAGACUUACCACCUUCAAAGAGGAUGAGAGCUAUAGAGCCUGGAUACGCCAGCGAUCAUACCGCCAUUACAGACUAUGAAGAGACGGAACCUCAAUUAUGGACCCAACAACAUUUGGACGCCGCCGAAAUACGUCGACCGGACGCUGGAGUGCUAACACCGCCGAGCUUAGAACAUGGUCAGGACGUGGACGCCAGAGGUCCUUGCGGAAUGACGCCGUUGAUGGUGGCCGCUGUACGCGGUGGAGGAUUGGAUACCGGCGAGGAAGAAGAUGAAAGCGACGGUACCGCAGCUGUAAUAGCUGACUUGGUUGCUCAGGGCGCGGACUUGAACGCUACUACGGAUAAAAGUGGUGAGACGUCCCUUCAUCUGGCAGCUCGUUAUGCCAGAGCUGACGCGGCUAAGAGACUCCUCGACGCUGGAGCGGACGCCAAUUCUCAAGACAACACUGGCAGAACGCCUCUACAUUCCGCUGUUGCUGCUGACGCAAUGGGAGUCUUCCAGAUACUCUUGAGGAAUAGGGCGACGAAUCUCAACGCACGUAUGCACGACGGUACCACACCUUUGAUCCUGGCCGCGCGUUUGGCCACCGAAGGAAUGGUCGAGGAUCUCAUAAACGCUGACGCUGACAUCAACGCGGCUGAUAACAGUGGUAAAACGGCUCUCCAUUGGGCCGCAGCUGUGAACAACGUCGACGCUGUUAACAUACUCCUUGUUCAUGGAGCGAACAGAGACGCCCAAGAUGACAAGGACGAGACACCGUUGUUCCUCGCCGCCAGGGAAGGCAGCUUCGAGGCUUGCAAAGCGUUGCUAGACACUUUCGCUAAUAGGGAGAUUACCGAUCAUAUGGAUCGGUUACCUAGGGACGUAGCUAGCGAGAGAUUACAUCACGAUAUUGUCAGAUUGCUCGAUGAACACGUGCCCAGAUCCCCGCAAAUGGUCACCGUUAUACCGAAUGGUCCUCUUAUGGGAUCUCCGAACCACCCUCAACUAAUCACACAUCCGACAGUGAUCGGUUCCGCGCCGAAGCAAGGAAAGUCGAAGAAACGACCGAAGACUGGUACCGCUGGCAACCCAAACAGCCCAGAAUCGGAAGGCGGAGUGGUAGUGGUAAGGCGAAAGCCGUCGGUGAAGAAGCCACCGGCGAAACGCGGUGCUCAGCCCCCAAACCAGGAGAUUCCCCAAGGAGCAGAAGGUGCAGAGGGAAAUCUACCGAGUCCUUACGACAGCGCGAGUCUGUACAGCAACGCGCUGCCAUUGGUGGGUCACACAGCCACGGCAAAACAACCGCCUCCGUACGAGGAUUGCAUAAAGGGCCAAUCGAUGCAGGGUCUGCAGCAACUGGGGCUGGACACGUUCACGACCAACUACGGGUUGCCUAAUUUUCACGACCAACUACUAGCUCCUCACCAACGACAAACGCAGGGCAUGGUGAACACGUUAUCGCCGCCUUAUAGUAAUCAAUCCCCGCCGCACUCGGUGCAGUCGAACAUGACGUUGUCGCCGCAGGCUAGCUACAUGGGUUCCCCGUCGCCUGCCAAAAGUCGGCCAUCGUUACCGACCUCGCCCACCCACAUCGCCGCGAUGAGACAGGCGACACACCAAAAACACGGUGGUAUGCCACCGGUCGGCUUCGACUUCGAGAAUCUUCCGUACUCCUCGAGUCAGCAACAACAACAGCAGCAACAGCAACAGAUGCAGCAGACGCAGCAGCAGAUCCAACAGCAACAGCAGCAGCAACAACAACAGCAGAGCACGCAACAGCAACAGCAGCAACAACAGCAGCAGCAACAACAGCAGCAGACGCAACAGUACUACCAGUACUUGACACCGCCGUCCCAUCACUCCGGACCAGAUGUGACGCCGCAGCACCUGAUGCAGGCGCCAGAGAGCUUCCCAACUCCGUCACCAGACAGUCCGGGUCACUGGUCAUCGAGUUCACCGCAUUCGAACAGCGACUGGUCCGAGUGCAUGGCCUCGCCGAACGCGUACAGCGCCGGUGCGGGUCACCAAAGCAACAAGGGCUCCGAGGCGAUCUAUAUAUGAAGCCAGGUGAUGCUCUCUUCCUCGCGCGAGUAGGUCGUGUAACGCACAAGGACUGUGAUUGACUCGUCGAGAACGAGGGCGAUUCUCUCUGGUACGAUAUUUAGGGACUUCUGCGCGGUUGCUACGGUUUAGUUA